AUGAAGCGCUCUAUUCCAGAGGCGCUUCGGGGCUCUAUUUCUGAGGGUCAAAGUGCAAAGAAAUUCCUUGAGGAAAUUGAGCAAUACUUUGCCAAAAAUGAAAUAGCAGAGAUGAGUAACCUUUUGCCUAAACUCAUCUCCAUGAAAUAUAAAGUCAAAGGGAACAUAAGGGAGUACAUUAUGGAGAUGUCCAAUCUCGCAUUGAAACUAAAGUCACUUAAGUUAGAACUUGGUGAUGACAUGCUCGUGCACUUGGUUUUGAUCUCGCUUCCUACACACUUUGGGCAAUUCAAAGAGAGCUAUAACACUCAGAAGGACAAAUGGUCCCUCAAUGAGCUUAUAUCUCACUGUGUGCAAGAGGAAGAGAAGCUGCAGAGAGAUAGGACUGAAAGUGCUCACUUGACUUUGACCUCUCAAAAUAAGAAAAAGGAGAAGACUAAGGGUGCUGCGGAAGGGACUUCUCAGCAAAAGAAACAAAAGAAGGAUGAAGAAAUUACCUGUUACUUCAGCAAGAGUCAAGACACAUGA
This is a messenger RNA of Glycine soja, 528 nucleotides long. RefSeq lists its product as uncharacterized. The record is from RefSeq and is a predicted model, not a curated record. The transcript has a single exon. NCBI's taxonomy places the organism in Eukaryota, Viridiplantae, Streptophyta, Magnoliopsida, Fabales, Fabaceae. Bases 1 to 528 code for a protein of 175 amino acids.